AGGUAGAAUCCGUGCAUGUGGAGGUCGUUUCCUCUAAAGGACAUAAGUACAUGUGUGCAGAGAUCGGGUCAUCCUCCGGAGGCGCAUCAGCCGCCGCCGCCGCCGCAGCAGCAGCAGGCUGCACACCGACGCCGCUCCGGCUCUACGUAUGAGCCGUCAGUGCAGACAGAGGUUGUAAACAUGGCGGCGGACGGGAUGGUGCUCACUAACCACGACCACCAGACCCGUGUGGGGAUCCUGACCGUCAGCGACAGCUGCUUCAAGAACCUGGCAGAAGACAGGAGCGGAGUCAACCUGAAGGACCUGGUCCACGACCCGUCUCUACUGGGAGGAGCCAUCGCAGCCUACAAGAUCGUUCCAGAUGAGAUUGAAGAAAUCAAGGAAACUCUUCUGGAGUGGUGUGAUGAACAGGAGCUGAAUCUCAUUCUCACUACUGGAGGAACUGGCUUUGCACCACGAGAUGUCACACCUGAGGCCACCAGGGAGGUGAUCGAGCGGGAGGCUCCGGGUAUGGCUCUGGCCAUGCUGAUGGGGUCGCUCAACGUUACGCCUCUCGGGAUGCUGUCCAGGCCAGUUUGUGGGAUUCGUGGGAAAACUCUGAUUAUCAACCUUCCAGGCAGCAAGAAAGGCUCACAGGAGUGUUUCCAGUUCAUCCUGCCUGCUCUGCCUCACGCCAUUGACCUGCUGCGCGAGGCCGCCGUCAGGAUCAGAUCCACGCACGCCGCUCUUGAGCAGCUGCCCUCGCCAUCCUCGCUGAUGACCAACACGCACGUUAACACUAACUCUAACACGCACACCAUGGAGCGCGGCACCCAGUGCGAGGAAGAAGACGAGGAGGAGGAGGACCGGAGGAGGGGGCGGCACAACCACCACCAUCACCAGCACGGCUCCUCCCACAUCACCGCGGCCGCCAUCGCUGCCAAGACCAACCAUGCUGGGGUCAUGGCUAAGGGAGCUCCCUACCUGCCUGGAAACACACCUGCUCCUCCUGCUCAUUUCACCUGUAGUCAUGACCAUCAGAUCCCGGACUCGAUCAUUUCUCGAGGCGUUCAGGUGCUUCCUCGAGAUUCAGCCUCUUUAAGCUCCACCCCUUCCGAAUCACCGCGGGCAACACAGGCAACAUCCCGCCUUUCUACCGCCUCUUGCCCGACCCCUAAGGUCCAAUCUCGCUGUGGCAGCAACGAGAACAUCCUGAGAGCCAGCCACAGCGCCGUCGACAUCAGGAAGGUGGCGCGGCGUCAUCGCAUGUCUCCAUUCCCGCUCACGUCGAUGGACAAAGCUUUCAUCACCGUUCUGGAGAUGACCCCUAUCCUGGGAAUCGAAGUCAUUAACUACAGAGAUGGGUUGGGUCGUGUGCUCGCUCAGGACAUCUAUGCCAAAGACAACCUUCCUCCGUUUCCCGCCUCCGUUAAGGACGGCUACGCUGUUCGGGCUGCUGACGGUCCUGGAGAUCGUUUUAUCGUGGGGGAGUCGCAGGCUGGACAGCAGCCCACCCACACCGUGAUGCCGGGGCAGGUGAUGAGGGUGACGACCGGCGCUCCCAUCCCGUGUGGAGCCGACGCCGUGGUCCAGGUGGAAGACACCGAGCUGCUGAGGGAAUCCGAGGAUGGCACGGAGGAGCUGGAGGUGAGGAUCAUGGUCCAGGCCCGGCCCGGGCAGGACAUCAGGCCGAUCGGCCACGACAUCCGGCGCGGGGAGUGUGUGCUGGCCAAGGGGACACACAUGGGCCCGUCAGAGAUCGGCCUGCUGGCCACCGUGGGCGUGACCGAGGUCAGCGUGCACAAAUUCCCCGUGGUGGCCAUCAUGUCUACAGGAAACGAGCUGUUGAACCCAGAGGAUGACCUCCACCCUGGAAAGAUCCGAGACUCAAACCGCUCCACCCUUCUAGCCACCAUCCAGGAGCACGGAUACCCCACCAUCAACCUCGGCAUCGUCGGAGACAACCCCGACGACCUGCUGUCCGCUCUACACGAGGGAAUCAGCCGCGCUGAUGUCAUCAUCACCUCAGGGGGAGUGUCCAUGGGAGAAAAGGACUACCUGAAACAGGUGCUAGAUAUCGAUCUUCACGCUCAGAUCCACUUCGGGCGGGUGUUUAUGAAACCAGGUCUUCCCACUACCUUCGCCACAGUCGACAUCGAUGGAACGCGUAAGCUCAUCUUCGCUCUCCCAGGUAAUCCCGUGUCGGCUGUGGUGACCUGUAACCUGUUUGUGAUUCCCGCUCUGAGGAAGAUGCAGGGCAUCCUGGACCCCAGACCCACUAUAAUUAAAGCUAGGCUGUCCUGUGACGUGAAGCUGGACCCCAGACCGGAGUACCAUCGCUGCAUUCUCACCUGGCAUCAUCAGGAGCCCCUCCCCUGGGCCCAAAGCACAGGUAACCAGGUGUCCAGCAGACUCAUGUCGAUGCGUAGCGCCAACGGCCUGCUGAUGCUGCCCCCCAAGACGGAGCAGUACGUGGAGCUGCACAAGGGCGAGGUCGUGGACGUCAUGGUCAUCGGGCGGCUAUGAUGCAGACCAUCGUGUCUCUACCGGUUACCGUGGCAACGCCAGGAGUUCUUGUCUGGACAGGAAACAGGUGGGGAGGGGGGUGGGCAGGAAGUGAUGCAUGUCUAUCUGGUCGCCAUUAGCUGUGAUGUCAUAUGCAACAGCCAAUCGGAGCCAGCGCAGGCUGAAUCCUCUCCGGUCUGCUCUGAGGAGAUCGCUGUACUUCAACGGAGAAAAAAAUGUGGAAAAAAUAUAUAAAAAGAGAUUUAUUCUGUAAUAUUAUUAUCCUUAAAAGAAUUAAUAUUCUUAAUUAUAUUCUAUUUAUUAUGAUUAUUAUGGUUCUGAUUGAAUAUUCUCAUCUUAGUGGUACCCUCUCCUCUCCUCUUCAUUUGCUUUGUGACUUUUUCCCUCGUAGGCAGAAACACUAGAGACUUGCCCCUCCUUACUCUUCAUCCUUCUCUCCUCUUUCUUACCCUCCUCUUCAUUUCUCCUCAGUGCUGCUUUGCUCCAACAUCCUCUAACACACACCUAGGAAGUAAAAAACAAACUGCUGUGGCCGUUUUUCCUCCCGGAGCAGAGCGGCAGCUGUUCGUUAAGCCAAGAAAUGAGGAGUAUUUGUAUAUUUUUGUUUGAUUGCCUCUCCGCGUUUACCGCUCAAACAUACAGCGAAAGCCAUGAAAUUCUUCCAGGUGGGAAAUUUCUCUGGUCGGACAUGAAGAACUUUAAUCCUGCGUUCAAGUGAUGUUUAUCGUUCCAGAUUGAAGCUACGUCUCAUAAUCUGCACCAUAUUCUGUUAGUGUUGUCUCGGAUUGUGCAAAAGCUUUGAUCCAGCCAAUAAUUCCUGAGAGGGAACCAAAACGGAGCACAGAAUCAGCCAAAGGAAAACUCUGAAAGGGCCUAGGAAGGUCAGGAGAACUCCCGAUCCAGAUCCACUAAUGGAUCACGGGAAUGUCUGGCUGCUUGGAAGGGAAACGAGCGGAGAGGAGGGCUGGAUCCGGAGUUCUGGACCAGAUCCGGGGUUUAGUAUGAGCUUGUGUUUCCAAAUUUCUGUUUUUUAAUUUUCUCAUCAUUUUAAAAUCUCAUGAAAAGGAUCGAAACGAGCAUCUGUGUGGAAAUCUGAUUCAGGAAUUCUUACUUUGAUUAUUAAUGUAAAUCUGUUUUCAUGAGAUUUGAGUCAACAUCUGUAAAGCCAAGUAUUUCAUCCAGAUGUUUGAUGCAACACUUAAAUAGAUGUAAUUACUACAUUAUUCUGUUUGUAAUUUUUUUGCCAUGUGAUUUUUUUAUUAUAAUUUUAUUUUGAUUUUGAAUUCACCUGUUUCUAAAAUGUGAUGUCAGCAUCUCAUCAUGAGACAAAAACAAAAGGAGAUUAGAUUUAAGACAGAAAUAUAUCAGAACUUUAUUCUCUCAAGAAGAUAUUUUUAAAAUAAUUUAUAAAAAUGCAGAAAUAAACAAUAUAAAAAUGAA
Messenger RNA from Nothobranchius furzeri (turquoise killifish), 3945 nucleotides. RefSeq names its product gephyrin a (gene gphna). Gene Ontology annotation, biological process: gamma-aminobutyric acid receptor clustering; establishment of synaptic specificity at neuromuscular junction; postsynaptic neurotransmitter receptor diffusion trapping. Gene Ontology annotation, cellular component: cytosol; cytoplasm; postsynaptic membrane. NCBI's taxonomy places the organism in Eukaryota, Metazoa, Chordata, Actinopteri, Cyprinodontiformes, Nothobranchiidae. Gene Ontology annotation, molecular function: molybdopterin molybdotransferase activity. The record is from RefSeq and is a predicted model, not a curated record.